GUAGACAUGAUUCAAUUUUCGGAUAAUUUCCCCUAGCAAACAUCAAGACCUGUUUGUAUGAUCUACAAAAUAUACUAUAUAGUUGAAAAUAACCAGCCAAAUAGUUAAUAUGAUAUAGUAUAUAUAAACGUAGUAUAGUAACUAGUAACCAUACGUUAGAACUAUCAGUGGUGUGACGUGUUUAUGACGUCGAUUUCUGCGAAACUUCUUGCAAAUUAAUUCGUAUUAUCUUUUACACUGUUACCAUAAUCAGUUGCAAAGCAACGUUAAACAGAUAGAAGUGUUAAAUAUAAUUAUUUCUAAUUCUAUAUUUUGUGAAAAUAAACAUUAGUUGAAAGAUGUCUUUUAUAUCGCCUAUGCCUAGUCGAGAAUUUCUCUGGGAUGUUUUUCAAAGAGUUGAUAAGGAUAGAUCUGGUGCAAUUAGUGCAGAGGAAUUACAGCAGGCUCUUUCUAAUGGGACUUGGACACCAUUUAAUCCAGAAACAGUUCGUUUAAUGAUUGGUAUGUUUAACAUUGACAAAACUGAUCCUGAUUCUUCAGGUAUGUUUGAUAAAAAUCAAAAGGGAACAGUUAGUUUUGAAGAAUUUGGAGCUCUGUGGAAAUAUGUAACAGACUGGGAAAAUUGCUUUAAAUCAUUUGACCGGGACAACAGUGGAAAUAUCGAUAGAAAUGAAUUAAAAACAGCUCUCCAAAAUUUUGGAUACAGAUUAUCAGAUCGAAUUAUAGACACUCUUAUACGCAAAUAUGACAGAGCUGGUCGUGGCACUAUAUAUUUUGAUGAUUUUAUUCAGUGCUGUGUAGUUUUAUAUACAUUAACUUGUGCCUUCAGACAGUUGGAUACAGAUUUGGAUGGUAUCAUUGUGAUUCACUAUGAGCAGUUUUUAGGCAUGGUAUUCAACCUUAAAAUAUAAGACAUUUUUAUGCUUGACCAAUGUUAUUUUUGCCUAUGUUGGCACUAUUUUUUUUAUUGUACAAAUACUAUACAAACUAUUUGAUGCCAAAUCUGAAAAUCUGGAAAUUCGAAUUUAUCUUAUAAAGCUUUUUCCAUGCCAAAUUUAAAAUCUUAUGUAUUUAA
Molecule: messenger RNA, 1075 nt
Organism: Bombus pascuorum
Lineage: Eukaryota; Metazoa; Arthropoda; Insecta; Hymenoptera; Apidae
Gene: Alg-2
Product: programmed cell death protein 6
Exons: 4
Coding region: 339-911 (190 amino acids)
Molecular function (GO): calcium ion binding
Source: RefSeq, a predicted model, not a curated record